Aedes albopictus (Asian tiger mosquito) is the source of this 1780-nucleotide messenger RNA. RefSeq names its product serine-threonine kinase receptor-associated protein (gene wmd). Gene Ontology annotation, cellular component: SMN complex. NCBI's taxonomy places the organism in Eukaryota, Metazoa, Arthropoda, Insecta, Diptera, Culicidae. The transcript is spliced from 3 exons. The record is from RefSeq and is a predicted model, not a curated record. Gene Ontology annotation, biological process: spliceosomal snRNP assembly. Bases 507 to 1496 code for a protein of 329 amino acids. Gene Ontology annotation, molecular function: RNA binding; protein binding.
CCGAAAACAACACCCGCGAGUCGGUCGUUUCCUUCCACACACCACUUUUGCUUCUCGACCGUAAAGACCGUGCUUCUUUCUGCUGCUGCCGAGCACAAAGAGAGCCAAGUUUCAGAGCUCAGCUAAGUCGGUGUUAGUUAGCUUUUAGUUUUUCAUUCUGUUCACACAUUGUUUUUAAUGUCCUCUUCGAAGAAGUAAGGAAAAUUAGUAGGUCCUGCUGUUUGUUAACUAUCUCCUACAAAAUUUCAAAUAUAUUUGAUAAGUGCUCUAAAGUUAAGUGAAAUCCAAAUCAGCCGUGUUUUGCUUGUCCAUUUUGCCGUCAUUUUUUAUUGCUUCGAACGAGUGCUCCCCCCGAAGAAGAAAAGUGAAGUAUUUAAAUCCUCAUUCGCCAGGUCCCAGCAAGUGAAAUUGUGCGUAAAUUUUUGUCGGUGUGAUCGAUAACCGUGCGGAAGAAAUCGGAAAUAGCUCCAAGUGUACUGCGCUGUCAAGGUCUCUCCCGUUUGAAAAUGGCCAACCUGAAGCAGAUUCCACUGACCUGUUCCGGCCAUACCCGACCGGUGGUGCAUUUGGAUUUCAGCGAUUUGACCGACUGCGGAUACUUUCUGAUAUCGGCUUGCAAAGAUGGUAAACCAAUGCUGCGUCUUGGAGACACUGGAGAUUGGGUAGGUACAUUUGAGGGUCACAAAGGUGCCGUGUGGGGUGUUGCCCUUAACAACAAAGCCACACUGGCCGCAUCUGGUGCUGCGGAUUUUACCGGAAAAAUCUGGAACGCAGUGACAGGCGAAGAAGUGCACAGCUUACAGCAUAAUCACAUCGUAAAAACAGUUGCAUUCGAUAGCAAUAGUCAAUGUCUGGUAACUGGAAGCAAUGAAAAACUAGUCAGAGUAUUUGAUCUAAGCUCAUCAGGUACGGCCGUGGAAUCAUACUCUGGUCAUGCUGGUAACAUCAAGCGGGCCAUUUUCGCUCGGAACGACAAGUAUGUUAUCAGCUGCGCUGAUGACAAAACCAUGCGCCUGUGGGAUCGUACAAGUGGACAGGAAACUAUGCGCGUUGAAUUCAACGCGCAUCCCAACAGUUUGGAGCUAUCACGAGAUGGAAACAUAUUGACUGUUACCUAUGGCUCAAACGUUGCCUUCUUCGAAACGGAAACGCUGAAGAAAAUGAAGGAGAUCGUUGUGCCAACCAAAGUCAGCUCAGCCAGCCUGCAUCCGGAUAAACAAAUUUUUGUUUGUGGCGGAGAAGAUUUCAAAAUGUACAAAUUCGAUUAUAUAACUGGAAACGAAAUAGAAUCCUUCAAAGGACAUUUCGGACCCGUUCAUGCCGUGAGCUUCAGCCCUGAUGGAGAGCUGUACGCUAGUGGAUCGGAAGAUGGUACACUUCGAUUGUGGCAGACCACAGUCGGUAAAACCUACGGCCUAUGGAAGUGCACUGAGCCGACCGAUCUCAACAAUACAGUCAACGCCACCACUACUACUCGUGAAGUGACUGCCAACUAAGCUCUACACCUGCAUUGAACAUCAUUUGGAAAAUGAAAAUAACAAAAUGAAAAUCAAUAGCCGGUAAGUGACUCUUAUUACUAUUUUGAUGCCUGAUGUUUAUUAAACACAGGGAUUUAUCCCGCCAACUUUACAGUGUAAUUAUUCCAUCGAAAUUUAAAUAUCUUUUAUUUUUUUUCUAGACAGCAAUCAGUGUAUUCAUUGCUUGAAAUUUUGAUAGAUUUAAAACACGUACAUUAUAGUAAUUUAUUAUUUCCAACGAUUAAAUUACGUUGUCCUCCCAA